UGCAGCCACAGAACUGCAUUUGCAAAGGAGCAGAUCGGCUUUAACCUGAGAACCAGGGCACGAAAACCAUCCAUGCAGAGACAUCAGUUUCCCAGCAGAAAUGCUGGAGUUUCUAACUACGGAGAACUGAGGUUUUUCCGGCCCAGUGCAUAGUGGAAAACAUUGUUUUUUAAGUCGGCCAAAUCUUCCUUGCGUUCCCUCCCUCCUUCUCCUUUCUCUUCCUUUGUCCCUGUUCCCUGGUCGCCGUCUCCACACAGGAGCUGCUGGGCAGGCGACGGGGCGGCUGGAGGACUCAGUCCCCCUGCGCUAGAAUGGUCGCAGUGGGAGACACUCAGCCCCGAGCUGGCUUUCCAGGAGCAGGUUUCGGUGCAGCUUCCCUGCACUUCGGCUGCUAGAGUCCACGCGGAGAGCAGGGAGCCGCGCGGGAGCCCCCCGGCCCCAGGCGACCGACACUCGCGGGAGGGCGCGCCGCGAGCGCACAGGGGCCCGGCGUAACCUCACCAUGGAGUCCAGAGUCGCUCCUCUUUCUGUCCUGACCUUCUGCUGCCCCUGGACGCUCCAGCCACCAGUGUCCCUGGCCCCGUAAGAACAGCCGCCAGGAGGUGGGCACCAUGUUUUGCGCGAAGCUGAAGGACCUGCAGAUCACGGGGGACUGCCCCUUCUCGCUGCUGGCCCCGGGCCCGGCCCCCAAAGAGCCCGCGGGCGAGGCGGCGGGGGGCGGGCCCGCAGCUCCGCCCGGCCGGCAGGGCGUCUGUCCCCGCGACCCCGGGGAGAAGCCGCCCGCAGGGCCUCCGCAGAGGAAGAGCAGCCGCAGCCGCGUCUACCUGCACACUUUGGCAGAGAGUAUUUGCAAACUGAUCUUCCCGGAGUUUGAGCGGCUGAACCUUGCCCUUCAGAGAACACUGGCAAAACACAAAAUAAAGGAAAGCAGGAAAUUUUUGGAAAGAGAAGACUUUGAAAAAAUAAUGGCAGACCAAGCGAUUGCAGCAGGAGUCCCAGUGGAGAUCAUCAGAGAAUCUCUCGGUGAGGAGCUUUUUAAAAUAUGCUAUGAAGAAGAUGAAUACAUCCUAGGUGUGGUCGGAGGAACCCUGAAAGACUUUUUAAAUAGCUUCAGCACCCUUCUGAGACAAAGCAGCCACUGCCAGGAAGCAGAAAAGAAGGGCAGGUUUGAGGACGCGUCCAUCCUAUGCCUGGACAAAGAUCCCGAUUUCUUAAAUGUUUACUACUUCUUCCCCAAGAGGAUCACUUCCCUGAUUCUCCCCGGCAUCGUUAAGGCAGCUGCUCGCAUCUUGUACGAGACCGAAGUGGAGGUGUCCUCGACGCCCCCCAGCUUCCACCAGCACUGCAGCGAGUUCAUGGACCAGCCCUGCCUGCUCUACUCCGUCCACGUCAAGACCCCCCGACCGUCCCCACCCCCGGGGAAGCCCCCGUCCUCGCUGGUGAUCCCCGCCUCGCUCUUCUGCAAGACCUUCCCCUUCCAUUUCAUGCUGGACAGAGACAUGACCAUCCUGCAGCUGGGCGACGGCGUCAGGAGGCUGAUGAGCCGGAGAGACGUGCAAGGGAGGCCUCAUUUCGACGAGUACUUCGAGAUUCUCACCCCCAAAACCAGCCGGACGUUCAGCGGAAUCAUGACCAUGCUGAACAUGCAGUUUGUGGUCCGCGUGAGGAGGUGGGACAACGCCGUGAAGAAAGCUUCCAGGGUGAUGGACCUCAAAGGCCAGAUGAUCUACAUGGUGGAGUCCAGCGCCGUCCUGUUCCUGGGCUCGCCCUGCGUGGACAGGCUGGAGGACUUCACGGGCCGCGGGCUCUACCUCUCGGACAUCCCCAUCCACAACGCGCUGCGCGACGUGGUCCUGAUCGGAGAGCAGGCCAGGGCGCAGGACGGCCUGAAGAAGCGGCUGGGCAAGCUCAAGGCCACGCUGGAGCAGGCCCACCAGGCCCUGGAGGAGGAGAAGCGGAAGACGGUGGACCUCCUGUGCUCCAUCUUCCCCUGCGAGGUGGCGCAGCAGCUGUGGCAGGGCCGGGCCGUGCAGGCCAAGCGGUUCGGCGACGUCACCAUGCUCUUCUCGGACAUCGUGGGCUUCACGGCCAUCUGCGCCCGCUGCUCGCCGCUGCAGGUCAUCACCAUGCUCAACGCGCUCUACACCCGCUUCGACCGGCAGUGCGGGGAGCUGGACGUCUACAAGGUGGAGACCAUCGGCGAUGCAUACUGUGUGGCCGGGGGCUUGCACAAAGAGAGUGACACGCACGCUGUUCGGAUCGCAUUGAUGGCCCUGAAGAUGAUGGAGCUCUCUGAUGAAGUGGUGUCUCCCCACGGAGAGCCCAUCAAGAUGCGCAUUGGACUGCAUUCUGGGUCGGUUUUUGCCGGAGUUGUCGGAGUUAAGAUGCCCCGUUACUGCCUUUUUGGAAACAAUGUCACCUUGGCUAACAAGUUCGAGUCCUGCAGUGUCCCCCGGAAAAUCAACGUCAGCCCUACCACCUACAGAUUACUCAAAGACUGUCCUGGUUUUGUGUUUACACCUCGAUCAAGGGAGGAACUCCCACCAAACUUUCCUAGUGACAUUCCUGGAAUCUGUCAUUUUCUGGAAGCUUAUCAACAAGGAACAACUUCAAAGCCAUGGUUCCAGAAGAAAGAUGUUGAGGAAGCCAAUGCCAAUUUUUUAGGCAAAGCAUCGGGAAUAGAUUAGCCAAAUACACACCCAGUUGUUCGUCUUUGGGUCUGAGUCCUUGGAGCGUGUGUGGACCUUCUGAGAGCACCCUGGGAUGGCAGCAAGCUGCGGAGCAGUAGUAACAUUUCGGGAGCUAAGUCACCAUCUGCUUUUCCUUCCACUUAACAUGACAGAAAUGUAUUCACCUCAAUAUUCAACUCUUCAGUGAAAAAGAAAGAGAGAAAGAGAGAGAGGAGAGAGAAAGAAAGAAAGAAGGAAAGAAAGAAGCCUCAAAAAGUGACUUUGGGGGAAUAUUUCUGAUAUAUAAGAAUAGCUUAUAACCUGUACUCAGAACUCAGCGCCUUGUUCAUAUAUCGGGUGAUUGUAGUGACCUGUUCAACCUGGUGGAGUCGCCCGCCUUCUGCCCUGGCCAAACACCCUGGUUAUCAAAGCCCUUCUCAUAGUGUUGGUUGCCUUAAAAACGCUUUUUGAAUAGAAACCAUAGUCUUGGAUACCCUAAGCUCUUUGAACCUUUCAAGUCUGCAUUUUGUUACAUUUCCUCACUUAACUGUUAGCAUACAUAACAAAAUAGAUUGAGGCUUUCUUCUGUUGCACUUUUUUCUUUUUCUUUUUUUAGAGAAAAUAAGCCAUUAUGGGUUAGAUGCAAUAUGAAUCUAAAGUAGUUCUUCUGUAAAUAUCAAAGAUGAUUUUAUAAAAAUAUUCUCCACAACAUAAUGUGUCGUAACAAUAAAUAUUUCCUUUUUUGACAUUUUAAAAAGUCUAUAUAUGGGAAAGGCUAUUUUAAUUCAUAAGAGCAAUUUCAUUUCUAUUCAUUUUUGCGUCAUAAUCUUCAGGAUUAAAGAGGGUUACAGCCUACAUUAAAAUGCAAUAAUAUUAUUCUAAUUUACUUUACCCAGAAGCAACAUGGCGUAAAGGCAGCAUUCAGGGAAUUAAUCAUAACGUACAGAAGUAAAACAUUUACACACACAGCAGUAAUUUGGACCUGUUUCAGCAGACACCCUCCAUUGCCAGGCUGAGCCAUGUAAAGUUCCAUUAGGAAAAUCUAAGUUCAGGAGUGGCAAAUAAGACUUGUUCUUUUUGCUGACAGCUUAUGUUUUAAGUAUUUGUGUUGAACACUUUGGUGUGUAUAUAUGUCCUUGGAACCAUCAGGACUCUUUGUCUUAAGUACACAUCUGUGAAUUUUUUAUUCUAGCGAAAUUAAUUCAAUGAUAUUUUUAAAGAGGGUGUGAAUAUUGAUGAAGAAAAUUAUGCUGUGAUUUCAUUGUAGAAAUUUCAAAACAUUUUUCUGGAACGUGAACUUUUAAUAAUGUUAGUCUAAGAUCUCUGGUGAACUAAGUAACAUGCAGAAUUUGGUUGGAGAUAAGGAUCUGAUUUUUAAAAGAACGCAACUUCAAAGCAAGAGAAAGAUGAACAUUACAGUGUUUAAAUCAGUAUUAGCAGAGCUAUAGAUACACUGAACUCUUAUUUGGGGAUCUGAGGAGGAAGUCAGCUGGAAUUUUUAACAGUUAUCUCCACUAGUCCCCAGGCCAGGCCAUGGUGACCUCAGGAACAAAGGCCAUUACUGGCUGGCCUCUAGCAUCCCUGGCGUAUUACUAUACAUAUCACAAUACUUAUUAUUUACUCAGUGAUGCUCCAGUGUCUCGAGGUACUGAAUAGGGCUCAUUAAAUACCAAUCCUAUUAUUGGAGAGUAUCACAGGCCUUGGGAAAAUAUAGUUAUAGUCUCACAAUUAUAUGAAGUUAAUAAGAGUAUUUAAAAGGAAAGUAAAGACUUAAAUACAUUUUUCUUUCUGGAAAUGAGCCCUUAUCACAGGGAAAAUAUUAGGAAUUAAGGGAAAUUAAAAAGCAUAAAAUAAUGUGUCUUAUUUAUCACCUAUUUAAGCAGACCCAAAUUUGCUAAUAAUUUAUGUUCCAAAAGUUGUAAAUUAAUUAGAAUUCAAAAAAGAUUUUCUGUGUGUGUGUGUGUAAAUAUAUACACACACACAGACAUAGAACCAAUGGAGGAAAAUGUGAACAAUCUGAGUAAAAGCUCCAUGGGAAUUCCUUGUACUAUUCCUGCAACCUUUCCAUAAGUUUGAUAUUUUAUCCAAAUAAAAAGUUACCCAAAAUGUAUUUUCUCGAAAACAUUAAGCCAUCUGUGAUAGAUUCCCCAGGCCAGCCUGCAAAGGCUCGUUAACUAUGGGAUACCUCAGAGCCCUUAAGCAAGAUGGACAUACAACAUUUCCAUGAUGGAAUGCGCUCAAAAUCUGCAACUUGGGCGCUAAAAACUUUACGGAAUCCCUUUUCCAUCUCUGUCUGAUCCACUUCGGAGGGUGGCGGUGAGGGAGACGCGUUCAUGGCGAGACCGCUGAGGGUAGGCAGGGACGGAGCCCGAGGGUAUGUUCACAAGGAAAGCGAGGGACCCGGCCGGGGGCUUGAGGCUGGUGUGGAGUUGAGGAUGCAGAAAAGGAUGGACACAGGGUCUCCGGCAGGAGCCAAGGGUUCUGAACCUUACUGCCGAGUGAACUGUCCUAAAAUACAUACAAUGUGGGUCGCAAGACACGUGUUCCUCCUAAGGACGCCAGGAGCCGCUCUUCAGGUGCUGCUGUGUCCAUGCCUUCU
Balaenoptera musculus (blue whale) is the source of this 5268-nucleotide messenger RNA. It is a transcript of the gene GUCY1A1, whose product is annotated as guanylate cyclase 1 soluble subunit alpha 1. Gene Ontology annotation, biological process: cGMP biosynthetic process; response to oxygen levels. Bases 612 to 2687 code for a protein of 691 amino acids. The transcript has 9 exons. Lineage: Eukaryota; Metazoa; Chordata; Mammalia; Artiodactyla; Balaenopteridae. Gene Ontology annotation, cellular component: guanylate cyclase complex, soluble. Gene Ontology annotation, molecular function: heme binding; guanylate cyclase activity. The record is from RefSeq and is a predicted model, not a curated record.